AUGUGGUGGACAGUAAUGGCAGUUAAUGGAGAGUUGAAAUUAGACCAUUUAAAAAAUUUAAAUUAUACAAGUUGCGUCGUAGGAGUACAUUCAUUUGCUGCUAUUGUUCUAUUUUCGAUUGAAACACAACAGACUAUUGGCUAUGGUACUCGUUCAGUAAACGAAGAUUGUCAUUUUGGCGUACUUUUACUUAUGGUACAAUCGAGCGUUGGUGUAAUGAUACAAAGUUUUGUGGUUGGUCUUGUGUUUGUAAAAAUAUCUCGCCCAAGACUGCGUGCUGAAACGUUAAUGUGGUCACAUCAAGCUGUUGUAUGUCUAAGAGAUGGUUUAUACACAUUUCAAUGUCGAGUAGGUGAUAUGAGAAAAUCGUUUCUUGUUGAAGCACAUGUUCGAAUGUAUAUGAUCAAAAAACGUGUAACAAAAGAAGGUGAAGAAAUUCCUCUAAAUACUUAUGAUAUGAAUGUUGGAUAUGAUAGUGGUACGGAUCGUGUAUUUUUAAUUCAACCGUUGAUUAUCCAACAUAUUAUUAACGAACAAUCACCACUUUGGAAUAUUAGCAAAGAUGAUUUGGCGAAAGAACGUUUUGAAAUUGUUGUAUUGCUAGAAGGAGUGGUCGAAGCAACUGGAAUGACAACUCAUGCACGGGUUUCCUAUUUACCAUUGGAAGUUAUUUGGGGUUUUAGAUUUGAUCGUCUAAUAGCAUUUGAAAAAAAUUUCGGACAAUAUCGAGUGGAUUAUACAAAAUUUAAUCACAUAUAUCCAGUUGAAAUGCCUAGUUUUAGUGCAAAAGAGAUGAACAAAGAAAAAAACAACGAAACUAAAGUGACGACUAAAGACAACAAAUCUAAAGUCAAUCUUUUCUAA
Messenger RNA from Didymodactylos carnosus, 864 nucleotides. The record is from the annotation of a GenBank genome assembly. NCBI's taxonomy places the organism in Eukaryota, Metazoa, Rotifera, Eurotatoria, Philodinida, Philodinidae.